CAGCGUUUUCAAUCUAAAGAACACGGAAGUGACAGGCAGACGCGGUUGUAACUCUUAGUGAUUACAUUGUUAUAUUAUUACAAUGAAGACAUGAAGUUAUGACAAGCAGUUAGCUAAACCUCAUAUCCGCCAUGUUUAUAUUUAUUUUACCGUUUAAUACAGCCUAACGGACGUCUUUGUUUACUUUGUGACAAACUAUUUCCACUAAUGACGCUCUGCUGAGUUCAUAACUAUGAAACUAACGAUGGAGCAUUAUUUUAUCAUAGCUGUGUUUUUCGUAAGCUUUCCUGUGGGUUUAGCGGCUCAGCAGCCCCACAUCGUCUUCAUCCUGGCAGAUGACUUUGGUUGGUAUGAUGUCGGCUACCACAGCUCAGAGAUAAGCACACCGAACCUGGACAAGAUGUCAGCAGCAGGAGUCCGCCUGGAGAACUACUAUGUUCAGCCUCUGUGCACCCCCUCCAGAAACCUGCUCAUGACCGGGAGAUACCAGAUCCACACAGGCAUGCAGCACCAGAUCAUCUGGCCCUGUCAGCCCUACUGUGUGCCUCUGGAUGAGAAACUGCUGCCUCAGCUGAUGAAGGAGGCGGGCUACGCCACACACAUGGUGGGCAAGUGGCACCUGGGAAUGUACAAGAAGGACUGCCUGCCCACACGCCGGGGCUUUGACUCGUACUUUGGCUACCUGACGGGCAGCGAGGAUUACUUCACUCAUGUCCGCUGUACUCCCAUCCCUGCUCUGAACCUGACACGCUGUGCGUUGGACCUCCGGGAUGGAGAAGAGGUCGCCACCGGAUACAAAGGGGUCUAUUCCACCGAGCUGCUCAGCCAGAGGGCCACCAGCAUCAUUAAACAACACAACUCUAACAAGCCUCUCUUCCUCUACGUGGCGUUGCAAGCAGUCCAUUCACCCCUGCAGGUGCCCGAGCGCUACGUGGCCCCCUACAGUUUCAUCAAAGACCCCCAUCGCAGGCUGUAUGCCGGCAUGGUGUCGGCCAUGGACGAGGCAGUGGGCAACAUCACUCUAGCUUUGCAGCAGGGAGGACUUUGGGACAACACGAUCCUGGUGUUCUCAACAGAUAACGGAGGUCAGACGCUGAGCGGUGGCAGCAACUGGCCCCUGCGAGGGAGGAAGUGGUCGUUGUGGGAAGGAGGGAUCCGGGGAGUCGGAUUCAUCGCCAGCCCGCUACUGAAGCAACCCGGGACCGUCAGCCACGAACUCAUCCACAUCUCCGACUGGCUGCCAACACUUGUUGGUCUGGCAGGAGGGAGCACCAACGGCACAAAGCCACUGGACGGAUUCAACGUGUGGAACACAAUCAGCAAAGGGUUUGCCUCACCCAGACUGGAGCUGCUGCACAACAUCGACCCUCUGUAUAAUGACAUCGCUCCAUGUCCUGGCACCGAGCGUCAGUUAACUUUGGCUCGGGCGGUCAGCGGAGGCUCCUGGGCCAAUUCUGGCUUCAAUGUGUCCAUUCACGCGGCCAUUCGAUCCUCAAACUGGAAGCUGCUGACUGGCUACCCAGGUUGUGACGUUUGGUUUCCGCGGCCCGGACACAAUAACUCCGAGUGGCGCUCCUCCCCGGAGGAUCCUCUGAAGUCUGUGAUGCUGUUUGAUAUAGAGAAAGAUCCAGAGGAGAGGAAUGAAGUAUCGGAUACCUUCCCCACAGUAGUGGAGUAUCUCCUCAGUAGACUCCACCAAUACCAGACAAGUGCUUUGCCGAUAAACUUCCCCGACAAUGACCCCAAAUGUGACCCUGGCACCACUGGAGCCUGGGGACCCUGGGCUUAGAUGGUCAUGAUGAAGGAUGUAGCACUUUGUUUACUGUGAAUUACAGCAGCAGGAAUCUCUUCUGUGGAGAAGAAGAGACGUUUUACAGACAUUUAAAUGUAUGAUGAGUGGAUUUGAAUGCAUUUCAACUAAAACCCAGUGAGUUUAAAAGCAGAUCCGGAUCAUGGGGCGGAUUCACGCGUUAUUUUUAACUUUUGUUUACAUUCCCAGACAGGACAUUUGGCCUUGGCGGAGGUCUUCGUUCUCCGAGUGACCUUCUAGUUCACUAUGUGACCAACUACAUUCUUUACCUUUUCAGCAACCAAUGGAGAAACUCCGUCAUUAACUGACUGAUACUGCCGUUAUAAUGGAUCUGUGUCUAAGCUCUUUCAGAGGUUUAGUUAAAGCGACUGUGUAAACGCUGUUUGUUCCACAUGUUGCUGAUUUGUAAAGACUAUACCUCCCUGCUGUUUCAGGUAUUUGCUCUUCAUCUAUCUGCCGUUGAGAAGCUGCAGGCGCUUCGUAUGCGUCAAAGACAACGGCUAUAUUUCCCUGUGGUGUCUUGUUGGACGUUUUUAAGGAUUUUACAGGAGAGAACAAAAUGUUAGAUGUGUUCAGAGAUGCACAUGAUGUCAUCAAUAUCGUCAUCAAACCCACAGAGAGAUAUCAGAAGACUCCCCUCAGCCCUGCAGUGUUUUAGCACCUUUUAGCUCAUUGUUUUGGUUCAUUCUCAACUCAUCUGCUUCUUUUCUAUCAGCAGCAGGAACUUAUUUUAAAGCUCUGGUACGCUACCGCUACAAGCACCAAACCGCAGAUGACCAAAGUUAGUAUCCAGCUGCCGGUUGGUGGAGACUUAUAGCAGCAGGUUAAAUCUUUCUAUAAAUGAAACCAAUAUUUAAAUAUACAUUUUCUACAGACUGUUUCACUCAGCUCAUGCUAUUCAGCCUCCUGCGCAGUCUGUGGACAUCCAUUAGAUCACGAAGAACAAACUGCUGGACAAAAUGUCUUUAGGGAACUAUACGUGAUCCAAUCACAGAGCAAUGUACACGAUAAUGAGGCCACAUUUAGCAUAGACAUAGCUAAAGGCAGAGUGAAUACAUUCACCAGGUUAUCAGAAACAUGACUGAUAAUGUUGCUAAGCUACUGUUUGCUAAGAGGAGCUCUGUAACGUGAUGUCAGUGUUGUGUUUGCAUCAUUGCAUUGACCCUAAAUAGCAGAAAUGUCUUUUCUAUACUUUUUUCCCCCCUUAAGUUAAUUGUGGACACUUUGUAAGUGUCCACUGGUCAAAGCUUAUGAUGUGUUUUGUGCAGGAAAACAAACGAUAUAUAAUAAAGUUGUGAAGUUUGCAGUAAAAUGUUUUGUGAAAGACUGAAACAUGGUGAAUCUGUGCGCUAAUAUUCAGCUAAUUGUAAAAGUGCUUAGUUUUUACUUGUUCCCCUUCCAGUUUCCCUAAAGCUAAAGAGGAUGUGCUCGGUGGGUUAGCUGUGUAUUUCUGUUUAGAGGUUGAAUGUGAGGAAUUUCUUCACAAGCACUUCACGUAUCCCUCUUGUUAUGGCUUCAGCAUUAACUCCCACAUGCCAGUCAUUCAUGAAUGCACAGUUCUCAAGGGGAAUGAUAUAAAGUUAUAGUAAUACAUCUUAUAUCU
Cottoperca gobio is the source of this 3413-nucleotide messenger RNA. It is a transcript of the gene arsb, whose product is annotated as arylsulfatase B. The transcript is spliced from 8 exons. Lineage: Eukaryota; Metazoa; Chordata; Actinopteri; Perciformes; Bovichtidae. Bases 233 to 1789 code for a protein of 518 amino acids. Gene Ontology annotation, molecular function: sulfuric ester hydrolase activity. The record is from RefSeq and is a predicted model, not a curated record.